This is a messenger RNA of Orussus abietinus, 868 nucleotides long. RefSeq names its product dual specificity mitogen-activated protein kinase kinase 1-like. NCBI's taxonomy places the organism in Eukaryota, Metazoa, Arthropoda, Insecta, Hymenoptera, Orussidae. Gene Ontology annotation, molecular function: protein kinase activity; ATP binding. The record is from RefSeq and is a predicted model, not a curated record. Gene Ontology annotation, biological process: protein phosphorylation.
AUGCGGGUAGUCCCAGACCAAUGGCGAUCUUCGAACUGCUUGACUACAUUGUGAAUGAACCACCACCGAAACUACCCAGUGGAAUUUUUAGUAAUUCUUUUACAGACUUUGUUGAUCGUUGUUUGAAGAAAAAUCCUGCAGAAAGAGCUGACCUGAAAACCUUAAUGAAUCACGAGUGGAUUAAAAAGGCAGAGUCGGAGAAUGUUGACAUCGCUGGGUGGGUUUGUCGUACCAUGGAUUUACAACCGACCACACCGACUCGUCUGGCAAACGUGCAGUCCUGAAUAAAUGUCACUCUUACAUACUUGACCACGUACAUCCGCGUUCAGUACUCCUAAGUCACGAUUGGUUUCUUUCCUUUGAUUGAUUUUUAAGAAACAGUGGCGCUUUUUCGUUCGCACGCGUUUUUUGACGAGGUCCAUGUUAAAUUCCAACUUUGAAGUCAGAUAAAUUAACGGUGCGGUUUCGUUAUCCUUUAAAAAAGAAUUUAUUCACCAAUUUUAUUCUACUAGUUGAAGAAUGGUAAUCGCUAAUUGUCAAAUUAUUUAUUUUUAUAUUGUAUAAUUCUAUUUUGUACGAUGUAAGGUCGAUUUUCCAUUUUUCUAGUACAUGGCACACGGAAAUUAUUCUUACGAAAGUUGUUCGGAAUGAUAUUAGGAAUAAUUUUUAUUAAUGGCACGUUCCGCUACCUCGUCCCGUUAGAAUGGAAAAUUCAUUUCACCUGUCGCAGUAGAAAAUCCAGUUUAUGUGCUUCUUUUGCUUAACGCUAGGUUUACGGGCGUUUUUUAUGUACCUAUUUCUACGAGCACCCGUCAAAUUGACGGGUAAACGAAAAUACGGAGUUUCUUUCAAAAAUCGAUUUAUUCAA